Molecule: messenger RNA, 693 nt
Organism: Prosopis cineraria
Lineage: Eukaryota; Viridiplantae; Streptophyta; Magnoliopsida; Fabales; Fabaceae
Exons: 3
Coding region: 24-353 (109 amino acids)
Source: RefSeq, a predicted model, not a curated record
CCCAUGAAGCCUACGAGAUUGGCAUGCUUCUUGUUGAAUUGCUGAUUUAUGAGGGGAAAUAUAAAGAAGCCCUGAAACGCGAUUGCUUGAAGCAUGAAGAAAUUUCAGAUGCUCGUCGUCCACUGUACAAAGCCAUUAUAUACAUAAUGCUGGGAGACGACAAAAAAGCAGAAGAAUGUUGGGAACAGUUCGAUGAAAUCCGAGAACUAUUCCAUCUAAGAAAGCCCUCAUCAUCAUCUUCUUUGGGUGAGGCGAUUGACACCAUUACCGAUUUCCAGACGUUCAGGAACAAAGUGAUGAAACUUAAAACUGGAAUUGAAGAGAUUUCUGCGAAAAAGAGUUCCCGUAAAUGAGAUGCAUGAAUAUGAUCUGAGUUUUAUUUUAUUUUAUUUUUUUCUCUUUGUGUGGGAGAAAAAAUGGUGUGUGAAGAAGAAGACGGUAUCCCCUGUUCCUUCAGCGCUUGUAGUAACGCGCCUUCUAAAGAGGAACGUCGUGUCUGUGUAUAACAACGGAGGAGACAAGUUGGUUUCAUGUUUUUGGUCCCUCCCAUCUUUUUUCUGUCUUCAGAAGCUAUAUCCCAGUCAUCUAUUUGUACGGAUUGAGCCAAGUCAAUGGGGUAAUUACUAUUUAAUGAAUCUAUAAUAUUUGGUUAAAAGUAUAUAAUGUUAUGGGGAAAUUAUAUGUCCUUAACUU